AAAAUAAUCAAAUGACGAAAAUGCCCUUCUUUUAAGCCUCCGAUGUUGAAAAUGCCCCCGCAGAAGAACAAAAAACCAGUAAAACCCUACCACGCUUGGAAAUGGGAUUCUUCCUCCUCAGAAAAUCAAUUCCCAGAAUACCCUCAUUUCUCCCUCGGAACUUCAGAAUCCCCAUCCUCUUCCUCUCCUCUCCUCCUCUCUCCACACCACACUCGUACUCGCAACCUCCGCAUUCCGACUCGCACCGAAAAAUCCAAUCUGACGUUACCAUUUCUCAGACGCCCUCCAAAACCCUCCAAAUUAGGAAAAUACCAAGCUCUUCUCAUCAAAGCCCCGGUAUCCGUUCCUUCGGUUCCCAGGCGAUCUCCGAGCUCAGAACAUCCGACGGUCUGACUGUCGAUGACAUCGUGGCCCGGUCAUGGCCCAUACUCGAUGAGAACGAGAGCGAUUGGAAGAGCCACUCGGCCGCGAUUGCUCAGUCGAUUCAGCUGAUCAAGAAGCGGUUGCAGUGGAGAAAGAUGAUACUCAGGGUGGAACAGCUGUCUGCACAGUUGAACAAAUCAGACCUUUGGGAUGACCCUGUUUAUGCUGGGAGGGUUAGUCGUGAGCAUGGGAUGUAUAUGGGCAAGAUGAAAGAGGUGAAUGGAUUCGAGCAAGAACUGCUUGACCACAUUGAUAUGCUGAAGCUUGCACGUGAAGAGAAUGAUAGAGAACUGGAAUCGGACUCCAUGAAAGCUUUACUGAGGAUGAGAAGAAUUGUGAAGGAGAAAGAACUUGAGGCAUUGUUAGCUGGAGAUCGUGAUUCUUGUUCUUGCUUUAUAGAGGUUAUUUCUUUUUCUCCAUGUUGUUGUAACCUAUUUAAAUGCAGGAAGGAACAGAUUGAAGUCAGUUUCCCUCAAUUUCAGAGUUGGUUCUUAUAUUGUACUUUCUCAACGAGUCAUCUGCAAAUAUGACCUUUGUCUAAUAACAUGUUUGUCAGCAGUCACCUUUCUCAGUACUUGUUCCUAUACUCUCCAAGAUGUACAUGAUAGCCAAAUGAAAAUAAGAUAUGCUGUCAUCUUCUUUCUUUGGUUAGAUUAGAUUGAUGAUCACAUGGAGAUGUUUCUCUCUUGUUCGGGAGAUGGUGAUCGUGUAAGGAAGGUAGGAUUCUCUUGCUCCAGCAACAAGAGUCAAGGGAGGAGUUGCGAUGGAUUGUGAAGUCGUGACCAUGAAAGGAGUAAGUUCUGAUCAAGUCGGCACAGUUGAGAAAGGGGCAGGGAUAGAGGAGGAAGCUUGUAGUGAGAUGGAUUCAGGUCUCAGGGAAAAAAUCGUACUGGAGGAAGCUGACUGUCAUCAUCUGGAAGAGGAGGCAAGAAGGUGAAUGCUGAUGUUGGAGCUCCAGAGGAAGACGAUGAUAGUGGCAGUGCAGAGUGGUGGAGAAGAGGAAAAAUGGCCUUUGUAUGAGGGACAAGCCCCCCUACAGGAACUUCCCAAGUAGAUCCCGGAGUGUUCGGAGUAUGAGUUUAGGAGGGUCUUCAAGAAGUAUGGAGUGGUGAGGGAAGUUUGUAUUCCAAGGGUUUAGGGGUCCGCUGUAGUAAGGGGGUUCAUCCGUUUUGAUAGUUUGAAGGAGAUUAGCCAAGUGGUCAUGGAUAU
Messenger RNA from Magnolia sinica, 1632 nucleotides. Its product is annotated as peptide chain release factor PrfB2, chloroplastic-like. Gene Ontology annotation, biological process: translational termination. The coding region runs from base 102 to 953 and encodes 283 amino acids. The transcript has 3 exons. NCBI's taxonomy places the organism in Eukaryota, Viridiplantae, Streptophyta, Magnoliopsida, Magnoliales, Magnoliaceae. The record is from RefSeq and is a predicted model, not a curated record.